This is a messenger RNA of Oreochromis aureus, 7303 nucleotides long. RefSeq names its product c-abl oncogene 2, non-receptor tyrosine kinase (gene abl2). Lineage: Eukaryota; Metazoa; Chordata; Actinopteri; Cichliformes; Cichlidae. The coding region runs from base 528 to 4148 and encodes 1206 amino acids. Gene Ontology annotation, biological process: regulation of apoptotic process; protein phosphorylation. The transcript has 11 exons. Gene Ontology annotation, molecular function: non-membrane spanning protein tyrosine kinase activity; protein binding; ATP binding. The record is from RefSeq and is a predicted model, not a curated record.
UUUUCUACAUGUCCCCUGUGGGGGUGUAGGGACCAGGUUGGAGCUGGGGAGGUGGAGGAUCACGCUGACAGUGGAUCGUGGAUCCAGGCGAACCCCCCGCCUUGUGCAACACACAUCUUCUAUUCUGCGGUAAAGAUGGCGGCGUCAGAGGGGGCGCGCAGCGGCCGGAUAACGGCAAAACGAUUCUAACUAGCUUCAGUUUGACCGAAUAUAGCCAACCGGGUGUCUUUUAUUACUACUCGGAUGCCACCCGGAGCAAGGAAUUAGGGGCAGUCGCUGUCACACGCCGGGGUUGGGAUUUUAUUGUUAAAGGCAGGGUGGGUGGGUUUCACUGAUAGCCGCUAACGUUAGCUAACGGGCUAGCUAGGCGAGCUAACACGGGCUAGUUUUACUUUAGCCCACUGAAAGAACGGCGAGGAGGGGAUUGAGGAAGAGUAUUCGGGCCAGGCCGCUCCAGCUUUGGGGGAAUGUGAACCAGACGCGCGGAGGGGGGUUUGCUUGCUUCGUCCUCACGCCAAACUACCGGGAUGGGACAGCAGGUUGGCCGAGUCGGUGAGGGUACAUCGACCGGGCUCCAGCCACCACAGCCCCACGCGCCCCAACCACACCAAGGGAAGGGGAACCGGGGGAGCGGCGUCGGGAGGAGACCCCGGGAACCCGGCAGUAGCACCGGGACACCACCAGGCAGGACAGCUCCAGUCAAUGUGCCCGAUCCAGGCAUCAAUAUAUUCACGCAGCAUUCAGAAGCUCUGACAGAGGCGGUGCGCUGGAGCUCCAAGGAGAACCUUCUGGGCGCGGCCGAGAGCGACCCUAACCUCUUUGUUGCACUUUAUGACUUUGUUGCUAGUGGAGACAACACACUCAGCAUCACCAAAGGUGAGAAGCUGCGUGUGCUGGGCUACAACCAGAAUGGAGAGUGGAGUGAAGUGAGGUCUAAAAACGGUCAGGGAUGGGUUCCCUCCAACUACAUCACACCGGUCAACAGCCUGGAGAAGCAUAGCUGGUACCACGGGCCCGUUUCCCGCAGCGCUGCAGAGUAUCUGCUCUCAUCACUUAUCAAUGGCAGUUUUCUGGUGCGAGAAAGCGAGAGCAGCCCCGGACAGCUGUCCAUAUCUCUGCGCUAUGAGGGCAGAGUGUACCACUACCGCAUCAACACAGCCACGGAUGGGAAGGUGUACGUAACAUCUGAAAGCCGAUUCGCCACUCUGGCCGAGCUGGUCCAUCACCACUCCACUGUACCUGAUGGUCUGGUCACCACGCUGCACUACCCUGCACCCAAAUGUAACAAGCCCACAGUGUACGGUGUGUCACCCAUCCAUGAUAAGUGGGAGAUGGAGCGCACAGACAUCACCAUGAAGCACAAGCUGGGAGGAGGCCAGUAUGGGGAGGUGUAUGUCGGAGUGUGGAAAAAGUACAACCUCACUGUGGCUGUCAAAACACUAAAGGAAGACACUAUGGAAGUAGAAGAGUUUUUGAAAGAGGCGGCAGUUAUGAAAGAGGUUAAACACCCAAACCUUGUUCAGCUGCUGGGUGUGUGUACGUUAGAGCCUCCAUUCUACAUUGUGACUGAGUAUAUGCCACAUGGCAACCUACUGGACUACUUGAGAGAGUGUGAACGCGAUGAGGUGAAUGCUGUUGCGCUGCUAUACAUGGCCACGCAGAUCUCCUCUGCCAUGGAGUAUCUGGAGAAAAAGAACUUUAUACACAGGGAUCUCGCAGCGAGGAACUGCCUGGUCGGUGAAAAUCAUGUCGUGAAGGUUGCCGAUUUCGGCCUGAGCCGGUUGAUGACCGGUGACACCUACACCGCCCACGCUGGGGCCAAGUUCCCCAUCAAAUGGACCGCACCGGAGAGCCUUGCCUAUAACACCUUCUCCAUCAAGUCUGAUGUCUGGGCUUUUGGAGUGCUACUUUGGGAAAUUGCCACUUAUGGCAUGUCUCCCUACCCGGGUAUCGAUUUGUCUCAGGUCUACGAUCUCUUGGAGAAAGGCUAUCGCAUGGAGCAACCUGAGGGAUGCCCGCCCAAAGUUUAUGAACUCAUGAGGGCAUGCUGGCAGUGGAGCCCGUUGGAUCGACCUUCGUUUGCAGAGAUCCACCAAGCCUUCGAAACGAUGUUUCAUGGCUCGAGCAUUUCUGAAGAGGUGGCAGAGGAGCUCUGUAAGACAGCAUCCUCUGAUCACAGCGGACCGCUGCAGUCUUUCAGUCAUGAUAUGCCCCUGUUGCCUUCCAAAUCUCGCCCACUCCACAAGCACACAGAAAACAAGGAAAACAUCGAGGGUGGACUGGACGGCCGCACCGAUCACAGCACGCACGGUCACUCAGGUUGGGCGUCGUCUUUGCUCGGAGGGGACAGCCGAUCAGGCAGCUCCCCAGCCCUCCCCAGAAAGCAACAGUCAAGAGAUAAAUCUCCCAGCAGCCUUUUAGAGGAUGCACAGGAUGUGGGCACAUUUACGCGAGACCGCAAGACUGGCUUCUUUAGCUCAUUUAUCAAAAAGAAAUCUUCCUCUUCUUCCUCGUCACCGUCUUCUCAGCACCAACAGAACCUUCCAAUGCCACCCAAGAGAAGCAGUUCCUUCCGGGAGAUGGAGACACAACCUCACAAAAAGUACGAGCCUACACCCGAUUUCAGUGCUCCUCCUCCCCUGCCCCAGUCAGACAGUUUAGGGGGCUUUUCUGCGUCUCCUUCCCACUCACAUGGGGAACCCAUCCAGGCACAGUCUCGCUGCUGCGGGGCAGCUUUUGGACAGAAACCCUCUGGGGGAGGCUUUGGUUCACAGGUGACAAGUGGUAGCAGUUGGAGUGGGCUGGCUGGCUUUUUUACCCCUAGACUCAUUAAAAAGACCCUGGGGCUACGGACAGGAAAGACAUGCUCCACAGACGAGGGUGGAAACAUAGUUGGUGGGCCUAAACCUUUCCCUAGGUCCAAUUCUACCUCCUCAAUGUCAGCUGGGCUGCCAGAUUUGGAGCGCAUGGCUCUGACGUUACCCAGGAACCGCAGUGCUAAACCGCCUCUGGAGAGGACUGCCUCAACAACCUCUCAGCCAGAGAACGGGGCUGCACGGCCAUCAGAAACUCUGCUGAGGAGGAUGGAUGAGGGGACUGCACAGAUCAGGGAAAGGCCCAAAGCCAAGCUACUACCCCGGGGCACUGCUGUAGGGGUGAGGGCACCAGGGGUUGGGGGGGAAGGUGGGGAUUCGGACAGCCUGUCCCGAGUCAGGGAGGGUAGAGAGGAGAGUGGAGGACUGGACAGGCAGCAGAGUUGGACAUCUCCUUCCAAGUCUUCUGGCUUGAGCAUGUCAUCAGCUGCAGCAGGUGGGCCACCUCACAACCACAAAGUCCCAGUCCUGAUCUCUCCCACACUGAAGCACAGCCCAGGUGACGUGCACCUGGUGGGGCUAGACUCUCAGGGGAACCGCUUUAAGCUGCUGUCUGAGCACCAAGCAGACCGAGACAGGCCACGCCUCGUCAAACCCAAGUGUGCGCCGCCUCCUCCCCCUACUCUGCGCAGUCUGCAACACUCCUACAGCGGCGACGGAGAAGAGCAAGUCGGAGGAAUGCCUGUGGAAGUAAAUGGGGACACAUUAAAAGGUCAAAGGUCAGGGCGAAUGUCAGGAGGAAUGAUGACAGGCAGACCAUCAGUGCCACCACCACAAGUGCCUCCAGCUUCUUCCGCUUCCUUUUCCUCUUCUUGCUCUGCCACCACAAACACAACCCCCACUAAAAUGGCCAAUGGGGCCACCACCACUGCCCCCUCGCACACAGCACCGUCUGCUGGUUCCAAAGUGGCACUGCGGCGAACUAGGCAGCAAGUGGAGAGGGCGCCCUUGGAGCGGGUUAACCGCGAGGUCUUGCUGGAGUGCGCGGAAUGCCUGAGCAGCGCACUCCACGCCAGCUCCGAAAGCCCCUCCAGCAGCCAGGUUCUGGACGCUGGCCAUCAGCUGCUAGACUACUGCUCAGGUUAUGUGGACUGCAUCCCUCAGAUGAGGAACAAAUUUGCCUUUCGAGAGGCAGUGGGGAAGCUGGAGCUCAGCCUGCAGGAACUGAGAGCCUCGUCGUCAGGAGGUGGGGGGUUGGGUGGCGUGGGGUCCAACACUGUACUGGAUAACCUACACAGCUGUAUUAAAGAGAUUAGUGACGUAGUGCAGAGGUAGCCACUGUGACAUCACAAAUCGCCACCUCUAACUACCCAACAGAUCGCUUUGAUUCCUUUUUAUGUUUGUUAUCUCUGCAGUACCUCACAGUAUCACCACAGAAAAUAACUUCUUUUUUUUUUUGUUUACAAAUCAGUUUGAUAACAUGCCAGUGUGGACACUAAUUUUCCUCUAACCUGUACAUAUUGAGAAAUAAUAUACCAAACUAAAUUCAAGUCGCACCAUAAAACGUUUCACCACAACUUCUUUACGUGGCCUUGAUGUAAAGGCGUGUUUGCUGCCUGAAUGUCGUGUGUCAGCUGUGUGUAGCCAGCCAGCAGAGUAGGUAAAGCUCACUCUGCUUCCCCUCAAGUUAAACUCCAGAAUUGUUUUACAAAUAUGUAAGCGUACCGUUUUCCUCUGUGUCUGGAGAACUGAGUGAUCGUGAGCCAUUUUGGAAACUACAUUCAUGUGAACUCCUUCGAGGUACGAGGGGUGGUGGGGGGGCGUUCUCAUAGGCCAGUGGACAAGUGUAAAAAGGUUAUAAAUAACACCCACACCUGUUUUUCCCUUGUGUGGGGUUAAAGUCUGGUUUCUUUUCUGGGGUUUUUUUAAUAGUUACCGUGAAAUUUCCACGUCCAGCUAAUUUAAAUAAAAGUUUCAGUGAUUGCCUACAAAAGUAAACGUGCAUUUGACAGAUAUUCCCCGCAGCUCUGAAACAUAAUGAACGAACACGGGCCGUCACUUCACAGAAUUUGUCUUUGCUUCAGUGACUGAUGUUCACACCUUAACGUAGUGCCACAAAAAUGGGGAAUCUCCCCAGCCCCUUGAAGCAUUUCAUUAAUCAUGUCCAGUUAUUCUCGCACGCUGCUUCGUUGUUUUGUACGAUGGAGCUGAAACACGUGGAGUGAGGAAAGAGAGCACAGGGUAGCACAUGAGCAGGUGAACUGGGACAGUGUUUUUAUAAGUGUCCUUCUGAGUGUGGACAGUGCUGGAUUCCCUGUAGCCUUGUCAUGGCCUCAGUGCCUCAUUCUUCAAUGUAAGAACGCUGCGAAAUGCAGAGACCUACUUUACACUAAUCACACAGUACUGAGCUCUCAACAAACUGCAGUAUGUCUUCAGCACAUGAGCAAUUUGUACAUUAUUUGGUUCACAGAAAAAUGCUUUUUAGAAUGUCUAUGUAUGAACUUGAAUUUUAAAUUAUUGUUGUUUGGGGGUUUUUUUAAAGCACAGACCUAUUUUAAAAGAAAAGCUAUGUAAAUAUUUGACUUAUUUCAUUUCCAGGAAUCAAAAGAUUUAUCUGUGGUCACAGCAUAAAAAACAAUGUUUCUGACUGAAGAGAUGUAUUUCAAGACUGAGGCCCAUCCACCCAGAUCUGAUUAUCUGCUUUAUGAAUGUAUUCUUCUGUUCUCAGCCUGGUUGAAUGUUCAGCUGCGUGUCUCUUUAAUCUCUUAAGGUGCCAUUUUUUUUUUUUUUUUUUCCCAUUUAAUUUACUGGCCCAUACUUUAUUUUGAUCACACUAAAUAAGUCCAGAGAUAUUUGCUCUGUUUUUGAGCACAAGCAGAAUUGUGUACAGCACAUACACAACUUGUAUUAUUUUCCUUUUUGUUUGUUUACUUGCUUUGGUUCUCAUAUUUAUGUACACUGGAUACGGCCUCGAUCUCAUUGGUUCAUUCACACAUGCUCUGUACAUGUAAAAUUGUAAACACUGCUGCAAGUCUGUAACACUUUUAAUGCCUUUCAAUGGCAUGUUUUUUGUUUUUUUCUAAAUUUUGUGGUGCAUUUCAUUCUUUAUUUUUCUUGUUAUUGUGCGUCAGUAAAAUUUCCCUUUUUUUCCCAAACAAGAUGCUUUUAGACAAGCUGAUUUUUGUGCAUUUUAAAUAAUAUGAAAUGAAAAAUGCCACCUUUCUUCACAAUUCUUGGUGCCUUUUUGUGAAACAAUUUUUACACUGUCACUGCGAGGACUCACAGAAUGUUCAAGUCCCUUAUUAAAACUCACAUGCGUUAUGUUUCAGUUUCAAUGACAUUGUAAUCCUGUCACUGCAGUGUCGGUUUCUGUCAUUUGGAGGUUAACAGCCAGAUGCCAACAUGUGCUUUCUGGCUAUAUUGGAUAUUUGCCAGUUGGUGUCAGCAUAUGUAAUAAAUGCAUUAAAAUUUAGAAAGAAGAGAUGGUAGAAACACCCUUCAACCACAUUAUGAUUGUUGAUAUUCCAUAUUUUGUCCACCAGAGGGUGCUCUGCGACUUUCGGCAACACAGCGUAAAUGGUAAAUGGCCUGUAUUUGUAUAGCGCUUUACUAGUCCCUAAGGACCCCAAAGCGCUUUACACAUCCAGUCAUCCACACAUUCACACACACACAGAUUACCCCAAUAAACGUUAGGGAAUUUUGUUUUUAGUUCUGUGUGUCUGAAAGAAAAAAUAUUGGAUCAACAGUUGUGUCAGUCGGACUCUAUUUGGAAAAUCUGUAACUAAUCGGGUUUAUUUGUGGCUGUUAGUGCGGUCACACAAAUAUCUGUCUGAUCUGAUCACACUUCAGUCUAAAACCUUUAGAACUGACAAGCAGUUCUAAAGGUUGGCCUUAGUUUCUCUUUACUUUCUGUGUGAAUUCGCCUUUUUAGAUGGUGAAAGAAAAAAUCCUGAAAUCAUGCAUUUCAAUUCCGAACAGUUUUAUUUAUUUUAUUUUUUAAGCAUUCAGUCGUUGAUUGUCAGCGAACUGAUUUCGUACCAACUCACAAGCCUGAUCUCAAGACCAAUGCUGUUUAAUAUUUAAACCUGACCACAAACUUUCUGCUCAUUCUCAGUCCUUUACAUUGACUUUAUUUAUGUUUUUUGACUGCAUUAAUCCUGUAGAUCUGUUUAUUUUGUCUUCUCGUGUCUCCCUGUUGUGGAGUACAGCUCUGAAGAACGUGUGUACGUAUCAAUAUACCAAAGGCCGCGUCUUCAGUUGUAUGAGUGCAAUGUAAUGUAAAAUCAACACACAGACACACCGUAAUGAAAUAUGUGAAACUAAACAGGGAUGAAAAAUGGCAGAUGUUAACAUUAACUUUUUUAUUGUACAAAAUAUAUAUUUUGUGUUUUGUUUUGUUUUUUAUUUAAAGCUCACAUUAUAUUACUGUGAAGUUUUGCUUAUCAGUGUUAAGCCUAUUGUAAAUAAUAAAGAUAUUGAUGAAUACUGUU